AUGGGCGAAAAAAUACACACCAAUCCGGCUAACUCUAUUAAGCGCAACUCAGGCAAACCUAGCUCAACCCGCCCUGUCGCAGUGACUUCUUCUGGUAGUGGCUCUAGUGGUGGUGAUAUAUCCAAUAGUUCUCUUAGUGAUCAUGCUUUUGCAGGUCCGGAGGAAAACAUCUCUUCAUUGAACUCACCAUAUAACCCUGAAAAAUCCAUUAAACCGGAGGCAGUAACUUCUGCUUUAAAGGGCUCUAAAAAGGCCUUCACUACUGGCAGUUGCUACUUCCCAACUGUUACGUCAACUGCAUCGCCAGAUCUUCCAGAGGCUUCCACGCAUUCCAGCUCUGAGUCUAGUUUAAAUUCGAGUCCCUCUCUCAAAGAGGAGUCCUCGGCCCCCAGUUCUUGCCGGAGCCGUCGACCUAAUCGAAGACGAAUAAGUCAGCUGCUUCUUGACAAAGGCGACUCAAAUGCGAUGGAUUCUGGCCAAACUCAAGCUUCACAACCUCUUGAUGCAGUAAAAGCUGAAUCGACUGAUCCGAUUGCAGAAGAUGCUAAGCUAUCAGCUGAAAAAGACUCACCCGCUAAAUCGUCGGUGAAAAUGAUUUCUCAGACUGAAGACAUCGCAAAGAAACACGUGGCAAAGCAUCGCCCGACCGACCUGCUUUCGGAUGAACGAUUUGUUCAAUCUACAAAGCAACUGGGCAGCCAAAUGAAUCCAAUUGAUAAAUUUUAUUUGCCACACCUGGUUGUGUAUGUUGUUGUUGUAAUUGUAGAUGAUGCUAUUGUUGCUCUUGCUGCGCAUUUUGUCCAAGUAAUCAAAGUACCUGGCGCCGUAUAG
Molecule: messenger RNA, 831 nt
Organism: Protopolystoma xenopodis
Lineage: Eukaryota; Metazoa; Platyhelminthes; Monogenea; Polystomatidea; Polystomatidae
Source: the annotation of a GenBank genome assembly